AUGAGCGCUCCGAAGCCAAUCCUCAUUUCCGGCGCCGGCCUCGCCUCGCUCCUACUCGCCCGCUCGCUGCACCGUUCCAAGAUCCCGUUCCUCGUCUUCGAACGCGACGCGUCCAUCGUCUUCAGAGCGCAGGGUUAUAGGUUGAGACUCUCGGCGCAGGGUCUGGACGCCAUUGAGCAAGUGCUCGGUCCGGCAGGAUUCAAGACAUUCUACGACGCUUGCGGCAAAACUGGCGGGGCUGGAUUCGCGGCAGUGAACCCGCUGACAGGCGAGACAAUAGGUGGAGAUGCUCCGAGCGUCAAGAGCGAGCCUUUGACCAGCAGAGACGGCAAGGUCGUUGGAGUGUCGCGCGGUGAUAUGCGCAAGCUGUUCAUGGACGGCAUCGAGGACCGUGUGGUUUGGAAACACCAGGUCGCAGCCUACGAGAGGACGGACAAUGGUGUGCGACUAGUCUUCGCCGACGGUACCAAGUCCGAGGAGGGCUCUAUGCUGAUCGGUGGUGAGGGUGUUAAGAGUGCAGUCGCUGGUCAGCUGUCCAAUGGGGCGAUUAAAGUCUACGAUCUCGGUUCCAGAGGAAUACAUGGACAAGCCCCGACAGCAGCCUUCAAGGCCUUGGGCGAAGGUGUCUUCCGCCUCGUCGACGAUACAUCACAGCCGAACGGUGGCAAGGUCUUCGUCAUCACAAAUGUACGCGCAGGCGACAUGGACAAGCCCGACGUCAACUUCGGCUGGACCAUGAUCGGCUCUCCAGGCGUCAUCAAAGCGCCGAACGACAAUUACACGAUUACUGGGCCGCCUGCUGCACAGAUAGCAAAGGCACUUACAUCGCACUGGCAUGAUCGUGUCAAGCUACUCUUCGAUAACAUGGCCGAGUCGGAAGCAGCUUUCUGGAAGAUAACAUGUUCGUCACCAGAAGGCGUACCGAAGUGGCCCAACGACCCUCGAGUCACUCUGGUUGGCGAUGCGGUGCAUGCCAUGACGCCGGCAGGAGGCAACGGCGCAAACACAGCUGUGCGCGACUCGGCUUUGCUCGGUCGAUUGAUAGCCGAAGCCUGGGAGAGAGGCGAUGGCGAUAGAUGGACGGGUGUCACAGAAGCAUAUGAAAAAGAGAUGCGAAUAUACGCAACAGAGGCUGUCAAGGCUAGUUAUGGGCAGGCUACAGGGCAAUUCGGCAUUGAUCUUGAUCUCAACACUGCGCCUACAAUUAACGAAUAUGUCGCGCCAAACUGA
Alternaria incomplexa is the source of this 1230-nucleotide messenger RNA. RefSeq lists its product as uncharacterized. Lineage: Eukaryota; Fungi; Ascomycota; Dothideomycetes; Pleosporales; Pleosporaceae. The transcript has a single exon. Bases 1 to 1230 code for a protein of 409 amino acids. Gene Ontology annotation, molecular function: FAD binding. The record is from RefSeq and is a predicted model, not a curated record.